Scomber scombrus (Atlantic mackerel) is the source of this 1270-nucleotide messenger RNA. Its product is annotated as BTB/POZ domain-containing protein KCTD1-like. Gene Ontology annotation, molecular function: transcription corepressor activity; transcription factor binding. Lineage: Eukaryota; Metazoa; Chordata; Actinopteri; Scombriformes; Scombridae. The record is from RefSeq and is a predicted model, not a curated record. Bases 1 to 1029 code for a protein of 342 amino acids. Gene Ontology annotation, cellular component: nucleus. Gene Ontology annotation, biological process: negative regulation of DNA-templated transcription; protein homooligomerization. The transcript has 5 exons.
AUGGACGAAACGGAUAUUAUGGACUUAACGCAUCAGAAAGCGAGAAAGCGACCGCGUCCAAUCAGUUCCGUGGAUGAGUCUGUGCAUGCUUCCCUCAAACGACUCCCGAUCCGAGCAGCGGAGUGCAGGGAUCCCUCGCUGAUGUUCGCAGUCAGGGGAGAGCCUGUCCCCGCAGCAUCUCUCAAGCAAAAUGACCACUCGGUGACUUCCUCUCCAAACACAGUGAUGCCGGCACAGGAUAAUCGCUCCAUCAUGUCCAGGCCCAUGAUCACACGGUCACCGGUGUCUCCCUUGAGCAACCAGGGCAUCCCAACACCUGCACAGCUCACCAAGUCCAAUGCCCCUGUGCACAUUGACGUGGGCGGACACAUGUACACCAGCAGUCUGGCCACCUUAACAAAAUUCCCAGAAUCCCGAAUUGGUCGCCUAUUUGAUGGCACAGAGCCUAUAGUCCUGGACAGCCUGAAGCAGCACUACUUCAUUGACAGGGAUGGACACAUGUUCCGCUACAUCCUCAACUUCCUCAGGACGUCCAAGCUCCUCAUCCCAGAUGACUUCAAAGACUACAGUCUUCUGUAUGAGGAGGCGCGAUACUUCCAGCUGCAGCCUAUGCUUGCUGAGCUGGAGCGCUGGCGCCAGGACCAGGAGCUGAGUCGCGUGUCACGCCCCUGUGAAUGCUUGGUGGUGCGUGUUGCACCUGACCUGGGUGAGAGGAUCACGCUGAGCGGUGACAAGGCCUUGAUUGAAGAUGUGUUUCCGGAGAUCGGUGACGUCAUGUGCAACUCAGUCAAUGCUGGCUGGAACCAUGACUCCACGCACGUUAUUCGCUUCCCACUCAAUGGGUACUGCCACCUCAACUCUGUCCAGGUUCUAGAGCGUCUGCAACAACGUGGCUUCGAGAUUGCUGGUUCCUGUGGCGGGGGUGUGGACUCAUCCCAAUUCAGCGAGUAUGUCCUGAGAAGGGAACUGAGGAGGACAAGUCAGCGAGGACCCAAUUCAAAUAGGAUAAAGCAAGAGCAGCUGGACUAGAAACCUCCCACGCAGUAGGAGGUGCUAGACUUUUCUGUGGCAGCCAAAUGCUCAACGCUGCAGAGCUCUGUGGACUCUGUUUUUCUUUGUUUCCUUGUUGAUGUUUUUGUUUUCUUAAACUUGAGAACCAUCUAGAGAAUUAAAAAAUGAGGUGCAACAGGAGAUUUUUGCCAUAAGAAGAUACAAGACAUUUGAUAAGUUUGAGAUUGCAAGGACAUUUGUGAUUGUCUAGCCCCCAUGA